AUGCCACAAGAAGAACGAUUGGCUCGCUACCAAGCCUUCAAAGACUUCCAGAAACGUAUCCUGGUAGCCACCGAUCUAUUUGGCCGUGGAAUGGACAUCGAGCGAGUCAAUAUCGUCUUCAACUACGAU
Strongylus vulgaris is the source of this 129-nucleotide messenger RNA. Lineage: Eukaryota; Metazoa; Nematoda; Chromadorea; Rhabditida; Strongylidae. The record is from the annotation of a GenBank genome assembly.